This is a messenger RNA of Agrilus planipennis (emerald ash borer), 1232 nucleotides long. It is a transcript of the gene vito, whose product is annotated as nucleolar protein 12. Lineage: Eukaryota; Metazoa; Arthropoda; Insecta; Coleoptera; Buprestidae. Gene Ontology annotation, molecular function: RNA binding. Gene Ontology annotation, cellular component: nucleolus. The transcript is spliced from 2 exons. The record is from RefSeq and is a predicted model, not a curated record. The coding region runs from base 33 to 722 and encodes 229 amino acids.
GAUUAGUGUAAAAAUAAUAAUUAAUACUCAAAAUGUCAAAACCUUCAAAAAAUUCUAAAUUUAAAAGCCAAAAAAAUCGUAACAGUAAAGUUCAUUUAGUUUUUGAUGAAAAUAAACGAAGAGAAUUUUUAUGUGGCUUUCGGAAGAGGAAAUUACAGCGCAAGCAAAAAGCGCAAGAAGAAUUAAAGAAGCAACUUAAAGAAGAAAAGAAACGAUUAAAAGCUGAAGCAAAAGAGUGCUAUAAAACUCUAGUAAAAUCGUAUAAACCUGUUCCUGAAGUUGAACAUUUACUCUUACAGGAAUAUGAAGAAGAUGAAGUGAAUGUUAAAGUUCUUGAAUUAUCUACUAGUGAAAUAGCUAAACAUAACAAUUGGAUUGGACCAAAUUGUAUAAAGUACGAAGAUGAGGAGAAUGAACAAAACAAUAUAGAAACACACUCUGAAGUGUUAGAAGAAAUUCCUGGAAUGGAAUUGCAAUCAAAACAGAAUCGUGCCACUACUAAGGCUUCUAAAGUAGCAUUUAGCUCAGAGAAAGAUCUUAAAAAGACUCUAAAAAAGCAAGCAACCAAGAAUAUUAAAAAUAGUAAAGUCUUUCAAAAGAAAGGAAACAUUGAAAGGAUGAAGCAAAAGAAGAAAGCAUUACAACAAAAAAAAUUAAAGUUGAAGUUAAAUAAAAAGGGAAAACAAGAUAUUAAAAAAAAUAAAUUUAAGCACAAAAGGUAACAUUUUGUAAAAUAUUGUAUAUUCAUUAAAGGUUUUUUAGGUUUAUUAUCGAUUCAUCUUAUUUUCUAACAUUUUUUGAGUAAUUUAAAUAGUUUAUUGAGAAAUAGAUGUGUACAUGUUUACUUAUCCAUUAACGUAGCUACAGCCAAGUAUUUAUAUGUAUUUGAGUAACAAUCAAAAAAGGUAUUAUUUUUUCUUAUUAUUAUUAUUAUUCUUACCAAAUGGGCACAGGCUUUUAUUUAAACAAGUCUCACACUGAGGCCUAACAGGCAAACAAAUUUGCUGACCAAAGCCUACAAGGAGAUGAUUCACUUCACUCCAAAGAUCAAAAGGAAGCCAUUUUUCUAAUGCUUUUCUGGUUUCUUCUGGAGUUUUUGUGUUAACCCAUUUAAGUCUAUUAGUAAUUCGAUGAACAUGGGUGUCUACACCUAUAGAGGGCAAAAUUGUCGUAGGGCAUAUCAAAAAUCAAAUGUUUUGCUUAUUUUAACAAUAUAAAUAUUUAAAAUAUAA